Condylostylus longicornis is the source of this 1693-nucleotide messenger RNA. RefSeq names its product ADP-ribosylation factor-like protein 6-interacting protein 1 (gene Arl6IP1). The transcript is spliced from 4 exons. Lineage: Eukaryota; Metazoa; Arthropoda; Insecta; Diptera; Dolichopodidae. Bases 226 to 828 code for a protein of 200 amino acids. The record is from RefSeq and is a predicted model, not a curated record.
UUGAGACUUGAGAGAUUUGAAGUCGCAAAAAAAUCGUAAACAAAAAACGAACUAUUUUUGUCAAACGAGAAAAACUUAAUUAAAGUUAGCGAAAAAAAAUAAACUAUUUUAAAAUAAUUUUUGAUUCGAAAAUAACAAAAUUAAUUGAAGUUUGAGAAAAAAAUCAUUUAUUAAUUGAAUUUCUAUUUAUAUACGGAUAGUUUAAAAAAAGAUUUUUUUGUAAGAAUGACAUCAGUUGACCAGAAAAGAGCUUUCAAUAAACUCAAACAUGACUUGGAAAAUUGGAGAGAAUUAAUUUUACUUUGUAAUUCAGUUUUAAAAUGGGAAAAACCAUUUUAUCCAGGAAUUAUAUUUGGUGGAAUCUCAGUUACUUUCCUAAUUUUAUGGUGGUUGGAUUUAUCAGUUUUAACAUUGAUAUGCUCUUUAGCCCUUAAAACUGUAUUAUUUGAUUACUUUUAUCCAAUGAUAUCUAAAUUUAUAUUUAAACCGGAAAGUUGGACUGGAGCACAAGAAAGCAAAUUUGAAGAUGUUUGCAAUGAAUUGUGCGUUAUAAAAGAUAAAAUUAAUUCAUUAUCGGAAAUUCUUUUCAAUGCAAAACAGGAAAAGUCAACUCUUUUUGUAAUUGCUGUUUCGGCUGCAUUAUUAUUUGGAGCAUAUAUUGGAUCUGUAAUAGAUAAUCUUUUACUGGCCUAUAUUGCCAUUCUGGGACUUGGAUUUUAUCCUGGAUUGCAACAACAAGGCUAUGUUGGGAAAGCAAUGGCACAGAUUUCUGCUUUAGUCGCAGCUAAACUUCAAAAAAUCAAAGAAAAAUCCAAUAAAACUGAGUAAAGCAAAAAAGCAGUUUUAAAUUCUACACACGGAUGAGAAAUAGAAAUAUUACAUUGAUGUUGUUGUAUAUCUUUAAGUAAAGUAUUUUACAAACAAGUUAUUAAAAAAAACUGAAAAAAUUAAUAAUUCAUAAAACAUCCCUUUUUCAACUCGAUUUACAUGCGUAUAAAACUUAUUUAUUAAAAUAAAAUUUAGACUAUAGUUACAUUAAUACUACGUACCAAAAAUAAAAUCUUAUUAAUUAAAAUAUAAAAAAAAAUGAAAUCAGUAUUUUGAAAUCCAAAUUAUAGAAAGGAAAAACCUAAAAAGUAGAGCAUGCAUGGUAUUAAUUUUCCAUUUGUUAUUUUAAUUAAUUUUCUUUAACAUAAAUAUAAAAAAAUUUUUACCAAUUAUUAUAUUUUAAAGAAAAUGCCAUGAUUUUUCUAAAAUUAUAUAAGCAUGUAUGUAUAUUAAAAUUAAAAUAUAAUUAUUACACUUGCUUUAAAUUAAUAUUAACAAGCGAAGUUACAUAGAUAUUUUAUAUAUCAAUAAAAUUGUAUACUUGUAUAACAUAGUUUAUGAAUAAAAUUAGAAAGCAAGCUGGAACUCUUGAAAUUUAAAUUUAUAAUACACAAACAAAAAUAUGGUUUAAUAUAAAUAUGAACUCAAAUAGAAGUAUAAUGAAUAUAUGUAAUAGAAUUUUUUUUAAUGAUAAGGCUUUUUAAUGUAAUUAAAAUAACAUUUUUACAAAAUUUUUUAAUAUUUCUUAUAAAUAUUGAAAUAAUGAUAGUUUAUCAUUUUUCAAUCAAAUUAUUUUAUGUUAAUUUCAUAAAAUUUGAAUGAAAUCAAUUGAAUUUGAAGUUUUAAUUAAUUUUAUUUUAUUAUU